AUGCCUUUCGGUCAAAUCGUGGUUGGUCCUCCCGGAAGUGGAAAAUCCACGUAUUGCAACGGAAUGCAACAAUUUAUGAGAGGAAUUGGAAGAAAAGUUGUUGUGGUUAACAUGGAUCCCGCCAAUGAAGGAUAUACCUAUGAAUGUGGAGUGGAUAUACAGGAUUUAAUUAGCGUCCAACCUGUGAUGGAAGAAUUAAAAUUGGGUCCGAACGGAGCCUUGAUUUAUUGUAUGGAAUAUUUGAAGGAACAUUUAGAGGAGUGGUUGAAAGUACAAUUAAAACCAUAUAUUGUGGAUGAUUCAUAUUAUGUCAUUUUUGAUAUGCCUGGACAAAUUGAAUUAUAUACUCAUUAUAAUGUUGUAAAAGAUAUUUGUGAUGUUUUAGUGAAUAAGUGGCACUUUAGAUUAUGUGCUGUGAAUUUAGUGGACGCUCAUCAUUGUACAGAUGCCUCCAAAUAUAUUUCUGUUCUUAUGGUUUCUCUGUCGAUUAUGAUUAGGUUGGAAUUACCUCAUGUCAAUAUUUUGUCAAAAGUGGAUCUGAUAGAACAAUACGGAAAAUUAGCAUUUGACAUUGACUUUUACACGGAGGUUCAAGAUUUAUCGUAUCUUGUACAAAGUAUUGGAAGAAAACCACUGUCACACCAUGACGGAGAAGAAAACAACUCCAAUUCAAUGGAAGAAGCGAAUGAAGAUAAUGAUGAAGAUGACAUGCAAGAUGAUGAAAGCUUUGAAUCAAAACUGGCUAAGCGAAAGCGAAAAUAUAAGACGAGAUUUAGAAAGCUGAAUCAAUUAAUGGCAGAUGUCAUUCAAGAUUAUUCUCUUGUUUCGUUUGGUACUUUGAACAUUCAAGACAAGGAGAGCGUGUUAAACGUAUUGAAAAUGGUUGAUAAGGCCAGUGGAUAUGUCUUUGGGGCAUGUGAACAAGAUAACACCUCAAUUCUGGACGUAGCUUCCUCCAAUUUGAAAUGGGCCUACGAAGCGAAUGAUGACGUUAGAAGCAAGUAUCUGAACCGAAAUAACGAAGAGUGA
Molecule: messenger RNA, 1029 nt
Organism: Naegleria lovaniensis
Lineage: Eukaryota; Heterolobosea; Eutetramitea; Acrasida; Naegleriidae
Exons: 1
Coding region: 1-1029 (342 amino acids)
Cellular component (GO): cytoplasm
Molecular function (GO): GTPase activity
Source: RefSeq, a predicted model, not a curated record